Messenger RNA from Colletotrichum orchidophilum, 2616 nucleotides. Its product is annotated as fungal specific transcription factor. The record is from RefSeq and is a predicted model, not a curated record. Gene Ontology annotation, cellular component: nucleus. The coding region runs from base 1 to 2616 and encodes 871 amino acids. Gene Ontology annotation, molecular function: DNA-binding transcription factor activity, RNA polymerase II-specific; zinc ion binding. The transcript is spliced from 4 exons. Gene Ontology annotation, biological process: regulation of DNA-templated transcription. Lineage: Eukaryota; Fungi; Ascomycota; Sordariomycetes; Glomerellales; Glomerellaceae.
AUGGGUAUUUUAGCUCUGGAACCUCAUCCCCGUUUGGCCGCCCCAGACUCUCCGCCCGGGCUGGUUAGCCCAUCUUCAUCAUCUUACUCCUCCAGGCCAUCUCCUCCUGCCGAAAAACUCUGGGACGCCAGGUUUGGCCCCGUAUCCCCUUCCAUGUCCAGCUACGAACAUAGCUCGGCGGCCGAUGUGUCGACCGCCGGCAAAGGUGCUGAAGGCGGUCCGACCCGCAAGGAUUCGACACAAAGCGCUCCGCGGCAGCAACUGCCAUCACUGAGCAGCCUGUUUGGACCUCCUCCACCACUCCGGCUAUUGCACUCUCCAAUGGCCGAGCGGCCGGGUCCUUACCCGGCGACGUCUCCUCUGGACCGCCCGCGCAUGCCGCAACCUCAAAAUGAUCGCUCUUAUGCCACAUCGUACUUUCCGCCUCAAGAAAGCUCCCCGACAAUGUCCCAGCCGAGGAGUACCUACGAUGCUAAAUAUGACCACGAGAGGCAGGCCUUGCAUGGUUUGUCCCGUUCCUUCUCUGGCCCUGGAUCGCCGAGGUACCGCGAGUCGGAACACAUGCGCCCCGAGUCUAGGUCUGAUGUCGGUUUGAGUAGCAAGUGGUCGAUGCAUCACGACGCUGGGAAGCACGAGUACGCACUGGUAUCCAGGGAGAACCAGCCUCCACUACGGGCCUCGCAUGACAGGAUGUCCUAUCAGUAUUCCAGCAACAAAGACUCUGGCUCUUCCUAUCGGGACCAGCGCUCCCCAUCUGGCCCAGGUCUUUUGCAGGCAUCGACAUCGGCUAGUACAACGACCUCGGAAGGGAUCCCCUCUAAAGAUGGUCUUGGUCCGAAGAUAUGGACGGGAAGUCAUUUCCUUCCCCGAUUCGUCCGUGCUGCCGAGGUGCCAGGCGAAGGGAUGUGUUAUUUCUACGACGACGGAAGUCACUGCAAGACGGUCAUUGAUGGCGAGGCAGUCAAUGCUCACUGGGGUGUGACGAAGGCAGGGAAGCCAAGAAAGAGACUGGCUAUUGCGUGUGUUACCUGCAGGGAAAAGAAAAUCAAAUGCGACCCGGACUACCCUCGUUGUGUCCAAUGCGAGAAAUUUGGCAGGAUAUGCAAGUUCAAGAACGCACCGCGAGGCGGCCACAACACGUCCCCAUCGACCCCUCCUGCUGAACCGGAGGACAUGAGACGCCUGGGAGGCUCGGCCAACUCGAACGACAUGCACCGCCCUGGCAGCAACUCCAGCGCCUCUGUUUCUCCUCGGACCACGUACCGUCAACCCAGCCCCGAGCCGCCAAUGCCUCACAAGAGGAUGCGCCUCGGUUUCGACACGUACCCCCCAAUGACGAGCGAACCUCCCGCUCUGAUGAGCCGGACACCAGAGACGGCCAAGGCAAACGCCUGGCAACACCGCCAGCCAAUUGAGCUCCCUCGGAUCCACGAGGACGUGCUUCACCGAGCAUGGCAAUCAGACCCCAUCCUCGCCGUCGGGGUCACCUUGUCAGGUGGACAUAGAACAAUCGCCUCGGAAUACGCUCAAGUCGCUCGCUACGCGCAACAAUUGAUUGCCCCUAGUCUUCAGCUUGUGCAAGCUCGAAUACUCCUGGCGCUCUACUAUAUUCCUACGCCCAGAGAAGGGUUUGCUGAAAGCCGGAGGCUGACGUACUGGGCUUGCUUUGUGCUAGAACGACUUAACGGCAUGUUUCCAAUCCGCCUGAGCAGUCUAAAUCCUCUAGACAUAUUCAUCCGGUUACCAUGCGAAGCGGAAGUCUUCCAAAGCCAACAGGCUUCUCAGGCGCCCUUCUUCCCGGCGCUCCCUUCGAGCUCGCCCAAGAUGGCGAAUCAAAGUUUAGCAUUAUCGGCCUAUCCUAUCCAGGUUGUGACCAUCUGGGCAGACGUCAUGGCUAGCGUGUAUAGGACAGCACAGGGUUUACCCUCAGACGGACAGCCAGUAGUCUUUGUGGAAAGCUCCAUCUUGAGGCUAAUCAGCUGGCGUGAGUCUCUUCCUGGGCAGCUUGCCUACAGUUCGGGCAAUAUGGACUUGGCGGCUCAGGAUGGCACUCUCGGCACAUUCCUUACGAUUCAUCUUCUGUACCACCAUGGUCUUGUAAAGGCCCACCGUCACUCGAACUGCUCCGGCCGAAUCUCGGCAGCAAUGCGGAUGCAAUGCCUCAUAAUGAUCGAAAAGGAAGCACAACAAUUGCUGGAAAUCACGGGCAUGUUGGAGGUGCUACUUCAAACCCGGCGAACCCCACUUAAAGCACCUCCUCCGUUCAUGAGCUACGCGGUACUGGAAGCUGCCGAUGUGCUCACUGCUGAGGGCUCAUUAUGGGAAAUAUCUGUUCUUUGGGACCGAUUGGUCGUUGCAAGCAACGUAGUUGAAGCAGCAAGUAUGGUGUGGGAUGAGGCACGCCGUCACCAAGCUACGCUGGAACAUCGACUGGACGCACUGCGUCGUCUGCGGGACCUUCAGCCUGGAGCAGCAUCGACCGUCGGCGGCAGAGCAUUUGACAACGAAAACGAGGGUCAAGACAGCAUUCUCCCUUUGGGAAAGUGCUGGCAAAUGGAUGAUCCAAUGGACACAACAUUUACGCGUAUUGUCGACAUCGUAUACACACGGGUUUAA